Diaporthe batatas is the source of this 4373-nucleotide messenger RNA. RefSeq lists its product as uncharacterized. Lineage: Eukaryota; Fungi; Ascomycota; Sordariomycetes; Diaporthales; Diaporthaceae. Gene Ontology annotation, cellular component: GID complex. The coding region runs from base 862 to 3945 and encodes 1027 amino acids. Gene Ontology annotation, biological process: proteasome-mediated ubiquitin-dependent protein catabolic process. The transcript has 3 exons. The record is from RefSeq and is a predicted model, not a curated record.
CAAAUAGUGUCAUGUAGACCGCUGUGUACCAUAGUUGUAAUUUUAGUAACAGUCAGUGGGUUGCAAGUGUGCAUAUUUGUAGAUGACCAACAAAAGUGCGACUGUGCUGAGUGUCAGUAUACAACCUAGUAUACAUGCUUCAGUACCUACCUAGCUUGCCUAGUAGCGGAUGGGCUGGUUUUCACAGGCCGCUGAUCCACCAAGAACAGCCUGGCCCGUGCGUGCCGUGCUCCAAGGAAACGACUACUCUACAGGCGGGCGCCGGGCGGGCAGAGGAGCCAGAGAGCCUGGGGGCGAGUGCCUUCCUGCCCGCUUUGGACUUAGCAGCCCGGGAGUGUCAGAGAGACCAGGGUCCUUGGCCCCCCGGGGAGAAGAUGCUCUUUGAUCUCCAUCUCCCAUCCCCAUUUCAUGACGCCAUGCGCCGUGGCCCAGCUUCAGAACCCCGGUCUUGACGGUCAAUUUUGAGUUGAGCAACUCCGACCAUCUUUGCUUCCGCCGUCCCCCUCGAUUCCCGCGACAUUGACAGCCGGUCGGGUAACCUCGGCCCUUCCAUCCUCGACUCCCCGUUUUUGGACCCUUCACUGAACAUUGGCAGAGCUUCGUCUGACUCUGUCUACGCGCCGCCCCGACCCGACAGAUCAGCCUUCCUCCUGGACUGCGCAGCCCAGUGUUGCGCUCUACCUCAUCCAAUCUUCCGCCCAAGCCCGACCUCGAGCAGAGCGACCAUCUGUCCGACCCAUCAGCUGGCUACCUCGUUCCCCCUUUCCCUUCGCCUUCACUGUACAAUAGAAUUUAUCGUCAUCGCCAUCGUCAGAAACAACGCUGUCUGUUCCCCCGGCAGUUUGCGCGAUAUCACAUGCUAUGGCGCGCCUCCACAUAACAGCUCUCUUGUCACCCGACCAGGACGAGCAACUAUCCGCUCUACGCACCUUGAAGAAUGAAAUCGUCGGGCACGAUCAGAAGAAGGAGAAGUGGGUCGAACAUGGCAUAAUAGAGCCUGUUGUUAGAAUUUUGGAAUCCAGCAGAUCUGCUCCCAGCAUAAAUGGCAAGGACAGCAGUCGAGGUCGCAUGCCGACGUCGAGGCCUUUGACCAGCGAGGAAUCGGUGCGACUGCAGGCACUCCAAGUUCUUGCCAGCCUUGCCAAUGGUGGCUUUGCUUUUCUGGCUCCAAUACUUGCAGCCGGCGCCCUGUCUGCUAUAUUAUCCAACAUACCUCCAGCCGACAACCCUCCUCGAGUCGUCGUUGCAGCCCUGAGGGCCACUGUCAAUAUUGCUGAGGCGUCGACUCUGGCUCCGCCAACAUCCGCCACAUACAUUGCUGACCUGGCAGGUGUGGCCUUUGUGCCGGUACUCCUAGAUGCCUUUCGCGACAUUUUGACGAGUACCCCCACAAAUCACACCAUACAAACUCAGAAGAAUCUGGCGGCGAAGCUCAUCGGGUUGCUAUGCAGGGAAGAACGAUCCCGGGUCGAUCUGACGAACCACGGAAUCCUGGAUGCAUUGGCGACGAACCUGGCAGCCGUCGUCGUGGCCAGGGGAUUCGUGGUGCCCGGAGCGGAAGCGAUUGCCCAAAGCGAAGGGGUGCUGGACCUGAUCCCCAGCCCAGCUGCGCCGAACACCGAUGUGACCGCCCUCUUCGAAGCAUUAUCCGCCAUAAUAGCUGACUCUCGUUGGAGAGCCUCCGUUCUUGUCUGUGCGCCUGCCCUGGUCGCUGUCUUCCCGCAUCCUGGCUCGCCGCGGCGGUCAAAGGGCAUGAAAGCAUGCGUCAACUCGCUCGAGGUAGCCGGGCUUAGCAGCAUAGCGUCUAAAGAUCUCGGUGCCUUGGACUGCUUCCUUCCUGUGGUGCCCGAAUACCAGGCCAAGGGCACGGCGAUGCCAUCUUACCCACUGAUAGGCUCUCCUCCGCCGAGAGACUAUCUCGCCUUGUCGAAAGCACCGUCUGGGAAAUAUUUCGCGUCGUCUUUCAGCUUGGAUGCGGCGCAGGCUGACACGGGCGGAGCAAAUGCGGAGGGUGUCAUUGAAGAAAUGGAGAAUCCUUUAAUACCAUGGUUGUUGCACACAGUUCGGUCGACCGAGGGCAUGGAGAGGGUCAUGGCUGCGUCAGUGCUCACAUCGCUUCACAGGGCUGGCCUUGCCAAUAAAUCCAGGGAGGCCUAUAUGGGUCACUUGAUCGUGCCAUUACUGCUUCAAACCCUCGAAGACAUCGGUAUCACAUGUGGCACCGCUUCUGAAGCAACCUUUGUUGAUGCCAAGACUGCCACCAAAUGGUCCACCACAGAGCGCUGCUUGGCGAUUUUGGCGAGAUUGAUUGUUGACAGCGAGUUCCUCCAGAAGUGUGCUUUCGAGGGCGACGGCGUGAAAAUCGUCAGCGCUUAUCUCAAGAGUGCCUACGAGCCUCUGGCUAGCAAGUCGUCCAAGGCAUGGAGCCCGAGCGCUGGGCGUGAGGACACGGGCGAGCGCGAAAUCGGGUUACCGACGAGCCGCUUAGGCCCUGGGGGUCAGCUGCCCCUUCAGGUUCAUCGCACGCGCGUAAGGGAAAAUGCUCUGAAAGCGAUUGCUGGAUUGGCAGCAAGCAAGGAUGAAUAUCGCAACGCUCUCGUUGAACAAGACUUGGUACCCUUCAUCGUGGAGUCCCUCUCGCCGAACCCCUCCAACCCCAAGAAUAAGGACCGUCCAAAAUCGCCCAAGAGAGUUACGGUGGAUGGCAGUGGGUAUGAUGCAGCAUAUGGAGUCAACCCUAUCACUGUCAUAGUUGCAGCAUGCCACGCGUUGCGCAUGCUCGCAAGAAGCGUGAGCAUCCUCCGGACCACACUUGAAGAUAACGCGAUCGCGAGUCCGGCAUACCGCCUUCUACGUCAUCCGGACAUCGACAUCCAAAUUGCGGCGUCUGCCCUGAUGUGUAAUCUCGUCAUCGACGUCGCACCAAUGAGAGAGUAUCUCAACGGAGUUAAUGUCAUGAAGAUUCUCUGUGAGCAGACGCGGUCUCAGAACCCGGCUCUGCGUCUGAACGCGCUGUGGGCUCUCAAGAACUGGAUCAAUGGCGUAGGCAUGGAUGCAAAGAAGGAAUGUGUCGAAGAGCUUUCUGCAGGCUGGCUGGUUCACUUAAUCCGCGACGACACGGAGGACGACGCGCUAUACGAGCGAACGACAAAGUCUAGAAAGCAAGCCGCGAACGACAUGGAUGAGGACGUUGAGAUGGCCCAGGCUGGCGAAGAAAGCUCAAAUUCCGGCUCCGCACUACCCGACACGUCGACAUUACUGCCAAUGGAUGAACAGGGCCGGACUCCAAGGCUGCGCCAGCGCGAGCGGAAAAUUGCAGAACUACGCGAGACAGAGUUGAGCCUCACGCGCAAAGUCCGUGAUGACGAUUUAGCGGUGCAGGAGCAGGGACUCCAAUUCGUACGGAAUCUCAUCGGGCCCGCAUCCUCAGCAACUGAUUCAGCUAGAGACCACGCAGACAUGAUCGACUAUCUCUUCACAAUCCUCGGCCAAGAUCGGUUCUUUGAGCUCUUGCACUCAAAGCUACAGCCCAAGCAUCUUCAUCCGUUCGGCCGGCGGUACCCGACCAUCCGGGAACCACGCGUGCUCUAUCCACAAGCUCGCAUUGUCUCAGCAGUCGUUUACAUUCUGGUGCACAUGGCGGCCAGCGUACCCCGGCACCGUCAAGUGCUGAUCUCCCAGACCGAUUUGCUGCGAGACCUUGCGAAGCAGUUUCACAGCAAGGACAAGGAUGUCCGCGUGGCGCUCUGCCACCUCAUGACCAACCUGACAUGGCGCGACGACCCGGACGACGAGGAUAGUAGCCGUCAGCGGGCUGGGGAGUUGAAGAAGCUUGGUCUGCUCACCAAGCUGGAGACUCUCGAGAGCGACGACGAGGAACUGGACGUGAGGGAAAGAGCGAAGGCGGCAAUAUGGCAGAUCAGCCAGCCCAGGAGGGAGUUUUAGAAGUCCUGUCCGGCCACGACACCGGUACCAGCCAUGCAUGGAGAGUUUAUCCGGCCAUUUAGCCCGAGGUGAGUGCUUCACCCCAGGGUAUUCAAUGCAUUUCGGUCUCUCAAAAAUCGGUCACAAAGCGUGGGAUUGAGCGAGUCAUAUUCGCAACUGGGCCUGCGGAGCCUCAGGCAGUUCGAUUUAUCCAUGACUGGUCACGGAGGGCGGUGCUCUCAGUCAUGAGGGUUUGUACAAUUGUAAAGGCUGCUAUAAGAUACUACUGUGACGUGAAGAGUGAAUAUACCCGGGAGGCUUCAGCUUCAAGACGACCGCUCAGACUGCUUUUCUGCAAGGCUCGAACAGUGAGCAGUGGGGUUUGUGGCAUCGAUCCUUAGUGUCUUAUAUGUGCAUGUUUAUAGUGAUCACCGUUACUAUAGCAUAAA